AUGGCAGCUGCUCCAAGUUCUGCCACCGACAGACAAAGAAUCCUGGAGGAUUUUCUCUCCUGUGGAAUCUGCUUUGAGCCCUUCACGAAGCCCAAAGCACUACCCUGUCAGCACACAUUCUGUUUGGGGUGUUUAGAGAGCCAACAUAAAACAUGGUUGGAGGAUUGCAGCAGGAUGCCACAUCAAGAGCAGCAACCAUUCAGGUGCUCAAUCUGUCAAGAACCUGUGACUUUGACCUCUAAGAGAGUUGCAGGACUUCCUGACAACCAUCUUGUGUCCAACCUGUGUGAGGAAUUCUCCAAGAAAACUCAGGUGGGAGGACCGAAGAACAGGUGUGGAUUUCACCAGACAAAAGAAGUAGAUCUGUUCUGCCAGCAGUGUGAGGUGCCAGUUUGUAGUGAGUGUAUCGGGGAUGGCCACCCUGGGCACAACAUCACAGGGGUUAAACAGGCGGCACCACAGAUAAAAGCCAACAUCAGGACACAGCUCAAGAAGGGACAACAGAAGAUGGAAACCUUCUCAACUUUCCUCAAAAACAUUCAAGAUGUGCAGAAAAGGCUGACAGACAACAAGACACAAGCUCAACAACAGAUCAACAGAGCUUUUGAAGAACAGAUCCUGAAGUUACAAAAACAGAGGGAUGGGCUCUUGGCAAUUGUACAAAAGACUCAUCAGGACAACAUGGCAGCUCUGACAGGACCAAGAGACACUGUGCUGACUCAGCUGGCUGAACUGUCCAGGGUUUGUGAAGAUGCAGAAAAGUGUUUGGAGCAAGAAGAAGCAGUCUGGCAAUCACAGGACUUAAACGUGGGAGAGAAACUUGCAAAGUUUGAGAACACUCGGAUUCCUGAAGUCUGUGAAACUAAACUUUGUUCUUUCGAACCAAAGAAAUCUGGUACACUGAUAGAGCUGGGUAAGGUAACAACAAAAACCAUGUCAAACAAGAGUUCCACGACCUCAUAUGACUUGCUUUAA
Molecule: messenger RNA, 975 nt
Organism: Branchiostoma belcheri (Belcher's lancelet)
Lineage: Eukaryota; Metazoa; Chordata; Leptocardii; Amphioxiformes; Branchiostomatidae
Product: tripartite motif-containing protein 3-like
Exons: 2
Coding region: 1-975 (324 amino acids)
Biological process (GO): positive regulation of DNA-templated transcription
Cellular component (GO): chromatin; nucleoplasm
Molecular function (GO): zinc ion binding; ubiquitin-protein transferase activity
Source: RefSeq, a predicted model, not a curated record